Messenger RNA from Tuber aestivum (summer truffle), 3382 nucleotides. The record is from the annotation of a GenBank genome assembly. NCBI's taxonomy places the organism in Eukaryota, Fungi, Ascomycota, Pezizomycetes, Pezizales, Tuberaceae.
GACCACAACAGCACCACAACAACAGCAGAAACAGCCACCCCGCUCCCUCUGUAAUCACCAUCAUCACCACCGUAUUCCCCUUGUCUCCCCACUGCUGAUUGCUCUUCCCCCUCCCUCCCUCAACCCUGAUCUCUUGCCACCGGCGAAUGCUCCAGCGCCUAAGGGAAACAUUGAACUCGACUCUGAGCCAACCCCACCCCUCAUCCCCCGCCCACCCAGUCUAAGAAUAUCCCUGCCAACAACCGACGGGAACCAAGCAUCCUGCGCCUUUCUUCGUUGUCCCCUCACCACCGCCUCUGAGCGUCGUGGGUCCUCGUUCCAAGUGAAACCGCUGUCCUAUCACCUCACUGCUUUAAUCUACCGUGCCCCCCCUGCUUGUGCAUUUUUUUUGCCUCGAAAUUCCUUUUUCUUUCCCUUCCUCUCUGCUCUCACCUGGAAAAAGUGCGAACAAGUGCUGUGUUGCCUUCUGGAAGCCCACGGAAGCGGAAAGCUCUUCAAGUAAACACACACGCACACAGCCUCUCCCUUGGACCUUGCUUUAACUCCUCAUCUCGUUGUCUUUCGACUCAUCCCGCGCUGUUUCUUCUUCUUCCUUCCCUCUCUUCUUUUCGUUAUAUAUCCGCCUUGCUUACCUUUCACCCUCCUCGCUCCCCAGGAGAUAUUUAUCCAUUUUCGUUGAAGCCUGCUACUGGUCUUCGGGCACACACCCACUCUCCAUCUACUAAACCAGGGAGGCAGUAACGGCAAACAAUUGAGAAAACUUUCUACCAUCCCAAUUAUGUCUAUGAUGGACGCGGCUACGGAGUUGAACCAUUUGAAGUUCACUCCCCGAACUUCAGCAUGGAAGCACAUGCAACGCUUUGAGAGGCUUUGUUCUCUAGCAUACCCUCGAGCUACUGACGCUGGGAAAUGGUGAGGCUCACAGCGUGUUUUGGUCUUUUGUUUGCUGUUUUUUUUUUUAAGGGGGUACUGAUGUGAUUGGUCUUGCAGGAGUUUGUUCGUGAAGACGAUUGAUACGACGAAUGUGUGGGGCGCUGGUAGGGGAAUGACGCCUGGUCGGUGGCUUAUGGAUUUGAGUACGUUGAAUAUCCCUGCUAUUUGUGACAUGGCUGGUUGCACCCAAUUCGCUACCGCCCCCCCCUUGCCGAUCUGGAUUGGGUGGGGGGGUUGCGGUGGUUCAGAUAUGUGCACCAACGGCCGCCCUUCGUCACUUUGCUCUCGCCCCACCAAUCUCUUGCUGACAUAUAUUUCAGGUGAGGACUGGCUGAGGAAGAAUCCACACUGCAGUCAACCAGACUGUACCGACUGUGAGUCUUUAUCUACUUUGCCCCCUUCCUAUACCCUAACCUAUCCGUCAACCCCGCUAACGCAUGACCAUCUCAAGGUAAACACGACUCGAUGUCUUUCGACUAUCUCAGGAAUGCUUUCUUGGAAAGAUGGGGCACCGCCAAUACCUCCCCGCAUGGCAAUCUCGGGCAGCCGCUGCGGUCACACUCACUACCCCCUCCUUCGGAAUCUGAUGGGGACCCUUUGGAGGUCCUCACUCCGUCCGAUUUCGUCUCGAACGCGCUCAUCCCGCAGAGGGCCUCUUCCAGCUACAACCCUCCUGCAGCCCCCACCCCACCCAACGAGCCAGCUUCGGAGCGUGAGAGACUGGUCCAGGAGACGAAGACGUCUAUUGCCAUCAACCCUGCCGGCAAUGGCGGUGGACAGAUCGUGCUUCAGAUCACGGACAACAACAAGCCGCGAAAGAGGAAGAAGGAUAUCAAGGCUACCAUUGAUACUCCGCCUCCGCAACACGGUAUGCUCGAAGGCUCCCUACCGGAUUCCCCGGGGGACAGGGAUUACCAUGACCGUGAAUAUCGCCACCCGGAUGACCGGGAUGCUUACCGAAGUGACAGGGAUGAGCGUGAUCAUCGAACCCCCAGAGACCACCGAAGCCAGCAUCGUGAACGCGAGAGAUCCCGCCAUCGGGAUAGCGUCCACGUCAUUGAGGCUGAACCCCCAGUCCUUGAACUGAUCAGACAGCCGUCUCCUCAAUCAGACUACAGACAUGAUCAUUCCCAAGCACUUGUUGAGGUUCCCGCCAGCGAGGUCGAUGAAUCCACCGUUACUGGCGACACUAUGUUGACGGUCCCCUCGCAGCCGGUUCUUCGACCCCGAUUGCUUGAGGGAAAGAUUUGUGCCAUCACCGGAGCCUCGCGGGGAAUUGGCCGGGCUAUUGCCCUAGGGUUUGCCAAGGAAGGUGCCCACAUUGUCGCGCACUACUGGGGCACUAAGAGCGAUCCUGCCAAUGAAGAGAUCGUAUCCUUGUGCGUAGAGAUCAGAAGUAUGGGGCAGGGCUGCACAAUUGUCUUUGGUGAUAUAUCUGACCCCCGAACGAGUGACAACAUUGUCAAACGAGCGGUGGAGACUUACGGAAGACUGGACGUUGCCGUCGGCAAUGCUGGAAUGUGUUGGUAUAGGGAAUUCUUGGAUGUAUGCACCCACCCCAAUCCACCUUUUAAAUGGCCAGGAAAAAUAACAAUAUGAAUAGGUCACCCCUGAACUCCUCCGCCGCCAUAUGGACGUUAACCUGAACGGUAACUUCUACUUUGUCCAAGCCUGUGCUCGGCAAUUCAAGGAGCAGUUCCACGCCAUGCCUAUUGAACCCCGCCCCGAUCCAAUCCCAGACUACUCAAUAAUCUUCAUCUCCUCGGCGACCGCACUUUCGGGCAACGGACACCAAGCACACUAUAAUCCCACCGCCGCCGGUAUCACUUCGCUCAUGCAGAGCACAACUGUUUCCCUGGGUCCCUACGGCGUCCGCUGCAACGCGUUGCUACCAGGAGUCGUGCAGACCAAGAUGAAUAGAGAGGAGCUGCAAGACAUGGAGAAGCGCGGCAGACUCGAGAAGAAGGUUCCACUCGGAAGAUUAGGUGUCCCGAGUGAUGUCGUCGGACCGGCGGUCUGGCUUGCUAGCGAGGGGGCGAAGUACGUCAGUGGAGCACAGAUAACGGUCGAUGGAGGGGCAUUUGCAAAUAACUAGCGCGGGGGUGCACGUGCUGGAUGAGUGGGGGGAUUUAUUUUGAAUUCCUUUCUUUUUCUUUUUCUGUGGAUGUAUGGGCAUUUUCUGGAGACUUUUGCAUCUUUUCCUUAAUCGUAUCUUUCCUUUUCUGUUCUAUCUUUCUCAUGUGUUGCUCUUAUGACGGUGGUUUGAUAAAGGGUUUUUUUCACGCUUGUGUUGGCGAAGGUGUUUUCUCCAUUUGUCUGAUUAUUAUAUUCCUUUAUUUAUCUCGUUUGCUUGAAUCAAGACUGGUUUCGGAAGACGGUUUCUCAUGUAGGUUACAGAUGGACGGGUGGAUGGCCUGUGCACGUUUAAAUGAAAAGAAUUGUGGUUGUG